Messenger RNA from Phalaenopsis equestris, 2724 nucleotides. RefSeq names its product probable auxin efflux carrier component 1b. Gene Ontology annotation, molecular function: auxin efflux transmembrane transporter activity. NCBI's taxonomy places the organism in Eukaryota, Viridiplantae, Streptophyta, Magnoliopsida, Asparagales, Orchidaceae. The record is from RefSeq and is a predicted model, not a curated record. Gene Ontology annotation, cellular component: endoplasmic reticulum; plasma membrane. Gene Ontology annotation, biological process: auxin export across the plasma membrane; auxin polar transport.
CAACUGAGACAAAAGCCUCAGAGCCUGAGCUCACCCCAACUCCCGACGUCUCUUAAAAACCGAUCUUUUCUUUCUUGUCUGCCAUUAAAAACUCCAACAUUGAGAUAUGUGAAAUAAAUUCGUCGUUCCCCUCCCUUGCCCUCCCCUUGCCCCUGUUUCUACUGACUCAGCUCUUCUUCUUUCUCAACAACUCACAGUUCUUGUAGGCCUUCCCCAUCGAACAGAGUCUCAUUCAGCUAACACUGAAAUGGGCUGAUCUCCUCUGCUACAAAGUCGAUUUCUUGUGACUACUUUUACCAUAACCACCAGGCGUUCAUCCUCCUGCCUUGCUGUCCGCCACCUGUGUUUGUCCAUCUCUGUUCCAGCUCUUGGAUUCUGAAAGAAAAACCAGCUGUCUCAGCUCCCCUGCUUCCUUUCGUACCUCAAAGACGCCAACUUUUUUUCAGUUACAAUCGUACUCCGCUUGUUCUCCCUCACACUGCUACCCUUCUCUAUUUCACAGAAAAGGCUUAAAGCCCGGCUCUUCGCCUCCCCUUCCUCACUUUAAAAACUUCAUCUUUCUCCCAAAAUGAUCACAGCGGCUGAUUUCUAUCAUGUCCUCACCGCUGUGGUUCCUCUCUAUGUCGCCAUGAUCCUCGCUUACGGCUCUGUCAAGUGGUGGAAGAUCUUCUCUCCUGACCAGUGCUCCGGCAUCAAUCGCUUCGUCGCUCUCUUCGCCGUUCCUCUACUCUCCUUCCACUUCAUAUCCACCAACAACCCUUACGCAAUGAACUACCGCUUUAUCGCCGCCGACACUCUGCAGAAACUCAUCGUCCUCAGUGCUCUCACUUUCUGGGCUAAUCUGAGCCGCCGCGGCUGCCUUGAGUGGGCUAUCACUCUCUUCUCCCUCUCCACUCUCCCAAACACCCUCGUGAUGGGCAUUCCUCUUCUCAAAGGAAUGUACGGACCGGACUCUGGAAGCCUAAUGGUUCAGAUUGUCGUUCUCCAGUGCAUCAUUUGGUAUACUCUCAUGCUCUUCCUAUUUGAGUACAGGGGAGCUCGGCUUCUCAUCGCAGAGCAGUUUCCAGACACAGCCGGAUCCAUUAUCUCCUUCCGAGUUGACUCAGACAUUAUAUCGUUAGACGGUAAGGAGCCGCUUCAAACCGAGGCCGAGGUUGGAGAAGACGGUAAGCUCCGUGUAACAGUUCGCAAGUCCACAAGCUCUCGCUCUGAGAUCUUCUCCAGGCGCUCACAUGGUAUGAACUCUGUUACCCCCCGGCCAUCUAACCUCACAAACGCUGAGAUUUACUCUCUGCAAUCUUCUCGGAAUCCAACGCCGAGGGGCUCCAGUUUCAAUCACACAGAUUUCUACUCCAUGGUAAAGAGAAGAUCUGUACAGGUGAGCGCGCGGCAUUCAAAUUUUGGAAACUUGGGUUUUGAUGAAGAAGCUCCGGCGACGAGAGUGAAUGGUGUUCCGGCGGUGUAUCCUCCUCCGCCGGCUAGUGGCUUAUUCUCGCCGGUAGGGGCUAGGAAGAAGGGGAACUCAUGCGAAGGAGGAAAAGAUUUGCAUAUGUUUGUUUGGAGCUCAAGUGCGUCUCCUGUCUCGGAGGGCGGCAUCCAUGUCUUUCGCGGCGGAGAUUUUGCAGGGGAGCACGCAAGAGUGGCUCAAAUGGGCGACCACCGUCACCAGAAAGAUGGAAGCGAUGCUUAUAAUGAGUAUAGCAGAGAAGAUUUCAGUUUCAGAAACCAACCGACUGCCCAUGGUGCUGAUGCUUUAGAGCGAGACAUGCCGAGCUUGUCGAAAUUGGGAUCAAACUCGACCACAGAGCUGCACCCGAGGACAGGUGGCGGCGGGGAGUUGAAACCGGCUGCAAUGCCGCCAACCAGUGUAAUGACCAGGUUAAUUCUGAUAAUGGUCUGGAGGAAGCUCAUCAGGAAUCCCAAUACCUACUCCAGUCUUAUUGGUCUCACUUGGUCCUUGGUUUCUUUCAGGUGGGAGAUUGAGAUGCCUGCCAUCAUUGCUCGAUCGAUAUCGAUACUCUCUGAUGCAGGACUUGGGAUGGCAAUGUUUAGCCUUGGAUUGUUCAUGGCUUUGCAGCCAAGGAUUAUUGCUUGUGGGAAUGGAGUUGCUUCAUUUGCUAUGGCUGUUCGAUUUGUGACUGGCCCAGCGGUGAUGGCGGCGGCAUCCAUUGCUGUUGGGCUUAGAGGUGUUCUCCUGCAUAUUGCUAUUGUGCAGGCUGCUCUACCACAAGGGAUUGUUCCUUUUGUCUUUGCAAAGGAGUACAAUGUGCAUCCUGACAUCCUGAGCACAGGGGUUAUAUUUGGCAUGCUUAUUGCUCUCCCUAUCACACUAGUCUACUAUAUAUUACUGGGCCUUUGAAGCAGAAGAAACUUGCUGUAUUGAAGCAGAUGAAACGCCAAUCGUUAAAAGUUCAUCCCCUUUUUUUUGUGUUUUUUAUUGUAUUUUUUAAAGUAUCCUACGUAGAAGUUUUUUUUUGACUAAUCUGACUGAAGUAGUCUAAGCUGUAACCCUGUUUCUGAUAACUUUCAGUAUAGCUGUGGAAAUGGCUAGUUGGAAGUUCCUGUUGAUGUCAAUUGAAACUGAGGCCUCAAAUAGUUUGCGUUCAGAGUUUCCUUCUCUUGUAUCACUGAAGCAUUUCAUGAAGUAAUUACCAAUUCUGCUAUUUGAAGCAUGAUCAUGUUUCUGUUUUGAAUUUUGUAUGUAAUUGAGUGAGAAAAUAAGAA